Molecule: messenger RNA, 1716 nt
Organism: Opisthorchis viverrini
Lineage: Eukaryota; Metazoa; Platyhelminthes; Trematoda; Opisthorchiida; Opisthorchiidae
Exons: 1
Source: RefSeq, a predicted model, not a curated record
AUGAAGUUAUCUUCUGAUCCUCGUGCUCGGGCAGCUCAUGGAAGACAGAACAACAAUAAUAAAUCUAUGACCGAAGGUAACGCUCAGUAUAAGAUGAUAUCAAUGGGUGACGGGCCAGUGCAACCGAAUUCAACUUUUGGUGGUCGCUCAUUUGAUUCAGUCAGCUGCUGGGGUGAUGUGCCAAAACAUUCUACUCGAUUGAUUGAGAUUCUGAACGAAAUGGACACAUCACCCGGGCGAAUUCCCAGCCACAGGUCGGGACCAAUAGCAUCCAGAACAGUCGAACGUCACAACGAAACGGAUUUCCCGAAUGUCACCACAAAAUUUUCUGGAAAGUCAAAACAACCGGUUGCUUCUUCCGCAGAAGUUACUGUGACAACCACAGAAAAAUCCAUUUCCGGUGCAAACAGCAAGACUUCCGGAACGACCGGAAGAGAAAAAUUACUAGAGUGGCUGCGAACAAGUCAAGCUAAACGGGACGAGAAUAACCGACUGGUAUUUUCAAGGUGGAUUGAUCGUCUCGGUAGCAUGAACACUAAGGAGCCUGCUUCACCAACCGUUUCUCAUAACGCCGGGGGUUUGAAUAGCGCAGAUUUUCAGCAAACCGGAGUUCCCUUGUUAUCACCUCCGACUAUACUUCCCGGUCUGUUUGCUACACCCACUCUAGUUAUGAGUAACCCGAUAGGACUGAUGACCUCAAACUAUGCGUUUUCCAGGCUAGGGAACUCAUUUCCACACACGGCACAAAGUACCUAUGGUUCAAGCAGCCUAAUUGUGCCACCAAAUUUCAGCUCCAAUGUGUCGUUUACCACAAAUGUGUCACCCAACCUGUUGUGUACUCAACAAUCAAAUGAACUUGCACAGCCAGCUAUGUGCGUACUUUCCACCACAGAAUCGACAGAUCCCGCCAGAUGUGACAGUCUACCCAGAUCACAUAACACAGAAACGCCUAGUCACGAUUCGAAACUAUCUUCAUACAAUUCAGAGUCUUCCACCAGCAAUGUUUAUCAGCUUGCGGAAAAUAUCUCCGUAUCUCCCAAUGCUAGCCUUACAGUAAGUGGAGAAUCCGAAACAGAGAAUAGAGAACAAACGAAUGUGCCAUUCACUCACGUUUAUCCCUCAGUUCAGGAGGUACCCCUCACAUCUAACGGAGUUCAGCACAACCCAUACUAUCUGUCAAUGCCCCUUCUUGGCGAUUCCCUGAUUCCGCAAAUGUACUACUACCAGUACUGUUACCAAAACCAAAAUGCAUUGCCCAAACAGGCUUGCUACAGUGGGUCUCCAGUAGUCUACUUUGUCCCACAGUCGCAACUGUCAUCGUCUGGCCAGCCAGUCUAUUUUCCAACAACGUACAUCUGCACAUCUGGCUAUCGAAAUUCGCUGGAACCCAUGACACCUUUUGAUCUGGCUGAUAAACAAACGAACGAUCCUCAAGAUGAUAAACUUACGAAAACUUGGGGCCAUAUCUCUUCAGUCCAGUCAGGGGACUUCAACACCACCGUCACCGAUUCAUUCCAGAAAGAACCGAAUUCCGUACCCAGUCAACUGGAAUCAGCCGAGUCAUCCGCACAGACGGCUGCUGAUUACAACAUCCCGUCGACGCUUGAUUUCGACAUGAAUCAAUGGUACAGCGUGUUAGGUAGCAUUAACUCGGAUGUGACCAUGGAGGCUCCGUCACUGGUCGAUGCCAAAGAGCAACCUGAUUCUUGUUCCCCA